Pelagomonas calceolata is the source of this 1136-nucleotide messenger RNA. Lineage: Eukaryota; Pelagophyceae; Pelagomonadales; Pelagomonadaceae. The record is from the annotation of a GenBank genome assembly.
CGGCAGCCCAACAAUUGACGAGCGUGGGGCGACGCAUACACGCGCACGCUUCAGCUAACACCGACGAAAGGCGCCACCGCUCGACGCUGCGAGGGGGCAGCCAUGUCCGACGAGGAGUCCGCCGCCCCGGAGGAAUCGGUGGGAGACGCCUCCGAGGCGCCCGAGGAGGAGGCAGCGCCGAGAUUGGGAUUGGCGUUCACGGACCUCACGAUAGAAGCGAUGGAGGCCCUCGCCGACGCGCCGGACGUCAAAAGUAAAUUGCAAAUACUGUGCGAACUAACGGAAGUGAACCACUAUCAGGACAACACGUGGAGUGGCGUCUUCGUCGACUACUUGUACUAUGGCCUGGCCUUCGCUGCGGAACGGAGUUUUAGUGACGAGCAGACCUCGGCGCUGUCUUCUAUUCUGAAAAACGUCUUCGAGCACGCGUUUCCCGUGGAACCUGACAGCGACUCGACACCACUCGAAGAAAAUCACGCCUUCUUCAAGGACCAGAUGCUGACGCAUUCCGUUGAUGAUGCGGAGGCGGGUUGUAUUCAGCUGUACAGUGUCGAGGACGUAACACAAGUCUCAAACUUCCUCUCCACAACUUUUUAUAGACACUACAACUCCUACAAGUACGCCUAUACCACAACGCAGCCCGAGGAGACCGUCCACCAUUCUCUGAUCGUCGAGACGCCCCUGCCGCCCCCACCAUUAUGCGAAGGCCAAUUGUUCGGCGAAGCCGUACCGGAGCCGUGCGUGGAAGCACCAGCUCCCGCGCCGGCGCCCUACUACGAGGAGGACCACGUCGAGUAUUAUGGAGAAGAUCCCGAGUACCUCGACAGCUAUAAAGCCUAUGUCCGCGGGAGGAGGCUGGAUGCGGAGCGGCAGGAGGAUCCUUCGUUAACAAAAGCGCGGGAGGACGCCAUGGCCAUGCUCGCCCAAUUGAAGGCCGACGAGGAGGCUGGUUUAGUGGAACCGACGGAGUGGACGGUCGUCGAGCCCGACGAGCCGCGGCCCGACUGGGUGCCGCCGGCGACGCCGCCGGACGUGCGGGAAAAACUCGCCGCGCGCGAGGCCGGGCCCGGCUGGGUGCCGCCAUCCACUCCUCCCGAGGCGGCGACGGCGGCGGCCGAGUAACGACCCUGGGAAAG